Xiphophorus couchianus (Monterrey platyfish) is the source of this 1665-nucleotide messenger RNA. It is a transcript of the gene nit1, whose product is annotated as nitrilase 1. The transcript is spliced from 7 exons. The coding region runs from base 266 to 1138 and encodes 290 amino acids. Gene Ontology annotation, molecular function: hydrolase activity, acting on carbon-nitrogen (but not peptide) bonds, in linear amides. Lineage: Eukaryota; Metazoa; Chordata; Actinopteri; Cyprinodontiformes; Poeciliidae. The record is from RefSeq and is a predicted model, not a curated record.
AAUAGCAGAGAAGAAGAUUAAACCACCUUUUCACAGCAGAGGGCUGAGCUGAAACUAAACGUUAAUAAAACGCCAAGAUAAUGUAAACAGCGGAGGUUAACCUGUGUGGGGUCAAUGUUCAGGUGCAACUUAGGAUCAUCUGUGAAGUACUUGGCCUUUUUAUCAGCUCUGGGACGCCAUCACAUCCUGCAAAACAGCUGUACUUGCCAUGAAAGUGAAGCUCUACAGAGUUAAACAAUAAGUGUGCAAUAGAAAAAAAGCCCAGAUGUCCACUUCGCCAAACCCAGUAGCUGCAGUCUGUCAAGUUACGGCAACCCCAGACAAGGAGGCCAACUUCUCUGCCUGUAAACAGCUGCUGGAGGAAGCCAGACAGCGAGGGGCCUGCAUGGUGUUCCUGCCAGAGGGAUUUGACUACAUUGGAUCCAGCAGAGAGGAGACACUGUCAAUGUCAGAGCCUCUGGGAGGGGACAUAAUCUCCCGAUACACUCAACUUGCCAGGAAGUUGGAUGUGUGGCUGUCUCUAGGAGGAUUUCAUGAACGAGGACACGACUGGGAGAACGACAGACGUAUUUAUAACAGCCAUGUUAUCAUUAAUAACAAAGGUGACAUCCUGUCAGUCUACAGAAAGUCCCAUUUGUUUGAUGUGGAGCUGCCGGAGAAAGGUGUGUCACUCAAAGAGAGUGCCUUCACCAUACCCGGAGCCUCCCUGGUUCCUCCAGUCCAGACUCCAAUUGGCAAGGUCGGACUCGGCGUUUGCUAUGAUUUGAGGUUCCCUGAGUUAUCGCUUGCUUUGCAAAGACACGGCGCAGAUAUCCUUACGUAUCCAUCUGCUUUCACGGUAGUAACAGGAGCUGCUCACUGGGAGGUGUUACUCCGUGCCCGGGCAAUAGAAACGCAGUGCUUUGUCCUGGCAGCAGCGCAGGUUGGCCGGCACCACGAGACGCGUUCGUCCUACGGCCACGCCUUGGCCGUCGACCCCUGGGGGGAAGUGGUGGGUGACUGUGGAGGGGAGAAGCCAGGCAUGGUGCUGGUGGAGGUCAACCUGGACAAAGUCAACAGGACCAGGAAGAACAUGCCUGUCCAACAGCACCGCAGGGACUCUGCUUUUUACCACACUUUGAGUCAAACCUGUUUGUGAUUAAAAAUGGGAAGAUAAAAUUGUCUAUUUCGGCAGGAGUGAAUGUCAGAAUUUCACUGAUAAAUAAAUAAGAAUAAAAGCUGUUCCACUUCCUACAUUGUGUUGAAAAGUUAGGUUAAGUAAUUGUUGUGAAUUCAUAGGAAAUAUUUGUAUUUAUAUGAUGAUUUAUAAACCUGAUGUUAUAUGUUUGAAUUUGGAGUCCCACUGUAAUUAUUUUUAAUUUUUCUUGUAUUUCUAGACUUUAUUCUUUGACAAAGUGAAUCAGAUCACUGUCUCCGAUCUGUAAAUAAUGUUACACAUAAUGAUCACUAGAUGGCACUUUUGGACAACAAGAUCUAGUUCUAAAAAGGUAAAGAGAGACUGAAACCAGGGAAAACAAAUCAUCGUUCUUUUAUCAAAGAUUGCAAAUGCAGUUUUUAUUCCAAUUAAAAAUGGUUGAAUUUAACCACGAAAACCAUAUUUUCCACAGUGUUUUUAACAAAAACUAUUUUACUUCUUUAAAUAAAACAGUGUGGUUCACAACUUAA